AUGCCAACCACAACUGCCGAGACGCUUUCGCUCGUGACACGCAACGUAUCUGUCGCGCCCCUUGUUCUUCUUUCUGCCGUCGACCAUUACAAUCGCACCGCCCAAAACAAGGCCAAGAGAAGGGUUGUUGGUGUUCUCCUCGGCCAGAAUGACGGCAAGAAUGUGAGGGUGUCAAACAGCUUCGCAGUUCCCUUUGAAGAGGAUGAGAAGGACCCAUCCGUGUGGUUCCUUGACCACAACUACGUCGAGUCAAUGAACGAUAUGUUCAAAAAGAUCAACGCGCGAGAGAAGCUGAUAGGAUGGUAUCACUCUGGGCCGAAGCUGCGCGCAUCCGAUUUGGAGAUCAACGAGCUCUUCAAGCGCUACACGCCAAACCCUUUACUAGUAAUCAUCGAUGUUCAGCCAAAGGAGUCUGGUGUACCCACCGAUGCUUAUUUUGCUGUUGAGGAGAUCAAAGACGAUGGUACCACGACUACGCGAACGUUCUUCCACACCCCUUCGGUAAUUGAAGCAGAGGAAGCCGAGGAAAUUGGCGUCGAGCACCUCCUACGAGAUAUUCGUGACGUCGCCGUCGGUACGUUGUCGACAAGAAUCACAAAUCAGCUGCAAUCACUCCAGGGUCUUCACCUGCGUCUGCGUGACAUUGGUGUUUAUCUGCAAAAAGUGCUUGAUGGCCAACUUCCUGUGAACCAUGCCAUCCUCGGCAACCUGCAGGACGUCUUUAACCUGCUGCCCAACCUCUCCACCCCCGAGACGGAUGGCAAGUCCAACGGCAGCGAACUGGCUCAUGCCAUGAGCGUCAAGACCAAUGAUCAGCUCAUGACGAUCUAUCUCAGUAGCCUGAUUCGCGCUAUUACUGCAUUCCACGACUUGAUAGAAAACAAGAUCCAGAACCGCCAGCAGCAAGAAGAAAAGGAUGCCAAGAAGGAGGAUGUCAACAGCAAAGACGAGAAAAAGGCCAACGGUUCGGCUGAGUCAAGCACGGAAUCCAAGGAUGUCGCUGAGAAGGAGAAGGAGUCAAAGGACAAGAAGAAAUAA
Messenger RNA from Cordyceps militaris CM01, 1038 nucleotides. RefSeq names its product 26S proteasome regulatory subunit rpn-8. The coding region runs from base 1 to 1038 and encodes 345 amino acids. The record is from RefSeq and is a predicted model, not a curated record. Lineage: Eukaryota; Fungi; Ascomycota; Sordariomycetes; Hypocreales; Cordycipitaceae. Gene Ontology annotation, cellular component: proteasome complex; proteasome regulatory particle. The transcript is spliced from 3 exons. Gene Ontology annotation, molecular function: protein binding; metallopeptidase activity. Gene Ontology annotation, biological process: proteasome-mediated ubiquitin-dependent protein catabolic process.